AAAUUUUUGUGAAUGGAGCAGUUUGUGAUUGAAGAAUGACGUCAUUGGGGUGACACACUCUUCUUUUUUUUUUCCAGUAGCCCGAGGACACUCUGAUUGGUUGGAUGAGUGAGCAGUGAGCUCUGGUUGGCUGUCGGAGAAUCAUUAAACACCCACACUGUCAAUAGUGAGACCCACAUGGUGGGUAUAUAGGCAGGUGUAUUGUAGCUUAAUGCAACAGACUCAAAAUUUCAUCAAGUUGAAAUAUCCCCUCUAUUUUGGGACAACUCUUUUCUAUAUCUAUUGCACGAAGCCGAACUUCUCAAGGGGACCAUGGUUAUGUUGAAGAUCUCCGCUUUCCUUGUUGCCUACGCUCUGAUUAUUUGCCAGAUGUACAGCUCUAAUGCAGCUCCUGCCAGGCCUGCACUGGAAUCAUCACCAGAUCGAACUACGCUUACCGACUAUGAAGCGAGAAGAUUGCUGCACGCAAUCGUCAAAGAAUUCAUGCAGAUGACCGCGGAGGACAUGGAGCAACAGGCAGCUGAGGAAAACAGUGUUACAACACAGAAGAGAGCUUGUAACACGGCCACAUGUGUGACCCAUCGCCUGGCAGAUUUCCUGAGCCGCUCGGGGGGAAUUGGAAGCAGCAAAUUUGUCCCCACUAAUGUGGGCUCUCAGGCAUUCGGCAGACGAAGGAGGCUCAGUCAGGAGUAGUCAACUUAAUGGGUCUUUGUGAAAUGGUCUCCAGUCUACACGUCCACAGUUCUUCUUUGAUUGCUGUCAAUAAAAGAGAAAGCAUCAUGUCCACAUUAUGACCCCUGGGAAUGGAAACUCCUUACUUUCAUCUGAAUGGACUCCAAUUGAUAGCACUGAUCGUUUCCAUCCAGCCAGACAUUAUAACUGCUCCUUUUAUUUGGCUCUUCCAUGAAGCAACAUAAGUUAAAAAAGAAAAAGAAAAGAGAAAGCGGUGAUCAGUAGCCCUCAUUUUUCUACUCAUGUGGAUCCAAGGAAGAGCAUUGCUUCUUUCCUUCCUCUCAGAAGAGAGCACAUUCAGUAUGUACAGUCUGGUUUGGCCCAUGUUCCUUUAAUGUGUCUCAGCACAUUACGGUAUUUUGGGGAUCAUAUUAAAGCAGUGCCUCAUAAAAAGGCUUCCCUGAAUAUGGAUGUGUCUUGUGCCUUGAUGUAACACACUUUACAUGCCGCUGUUGUACAGUAUGUUUGAAUUAAAGGAGGAAGGUUCGACCACUGAAUUACAAAUUGUAACAAUUGUGAAUUUGAGCAAGAUUAAAAUGUAUUUUAGAUACAUAA
Cyprinus carpio (common carp) is the source of this 1287-nucleotide messenger RNA. Its product is annotated as calcitonin gene-related peptide 1-like. Gene Ontology annotation, molecular function: hormone activity; calcitonin receptor binding. Lineage: Eukaryota; Metazoa; Chordata; Actinopteri; Cypriniformes; Cyprinidae. Gene Ontology annotation, cellular component: extracellular region. The record is from RefSeq and is a predicted model, not a curated record.